UUCUGCACAUGUGCGUGUUUCACGUAAGGAAGUCCAACACAUGAGUUUUGGAUGGAGACAGGAGGCUGAGGAGGCUACACAGAGAUCCAGUGAACUCAUCAGUGAAACCUGCAGACACGUUAUCUCUGGAUUCAUGGAUCUCUCAGGGAGUUGAUUCACUUUUCUCUGAGGCAGCUGCAGCUCGUUGUGCCUCUGGACAUAUUAACAUCUACUUCAGCAUGUUGGUGUUUACAUCCGCAGCUCGGCAGCACAGGUUGCUGCUGGUUCGGGGCAGAGGAUUGUACAAGUCGGUCUCUGGAGUGGGCUCUCAGGUUUCCUCUCACCAUUUCACAGCGUCUCUCCUGCACCCAGAGGACAGCAGCUUCAAACCGGGGGGGAAGAGACGACACAGACACAAUGAGACUCGUGAGAGAUCAGUGCAGAGCAAAGAGUGGAGGGAUGAGAUCCCAGUGAUGCAGAGGACAGGUCAGAGGAAGGAAGACGCCCACAGAGUAUCCUCUGAACUCAGGAAGCUGUGUCUGGAGGAUUCCCCCACAGAGAGGGAGCGGCCGGGGACGCAGAGGUCAACACCGGACUCCAGAGUAGAGAUUGUUUUUGGCGUCUCUCCCUGUCUCUUGGCUCUGACUCAGGGCAGAAGGAAGGCCCGUAAGCUUUUUGUACAAGAUGGCGAGGCCUCUCACCGGGCCUCUGUGUUGAAGGUGUGCGAGGAGGCCUGUCGGCGAGGAGUGCGAGUCCAGCGGGUCAGCAAGAAGGAGCUGGACAGGAUGUCCUCUGAGCGAGUUCACCAAGGAGUGUGUCUGCAAGCCAGUCCUCUGAGCUAUCUCACAGAACACUCAGACUCUGCACCAGGCAGAAAGGACCCCCCUCUGUGGCUCGUCCUUGAGGGGAUUCAGGACCCCAUGAAUCUGGGGGCCAUCCUGCGCUCUGCUUACUUCCUGGGUGUGGACAGAGUGGCCAGCAGUCUUCACAACAGCUGUCCACUGUCUCCAGUGGUCAGCAAGGCCAGCGCCGGAGCCAUGGAGGUGCUCGGGGUGUAUGGACACAAGAACCUUGAAGAUAUGGUGAAGCUGAAGGUGGCACAGGGCUGGCAGGUGGUCGGCACAGUGGGCGCCGAAGCAGACGAGUCUCAGCUUCCUGUCACCCAGUGCUCAGACUUUCAGAUGACAGGGCCCACGGUGUUGCUGAUCGGUGGAGAGGGGGGGGGAUUGUCCCGGGGGCUGCUCUCUCUGUGCCAGACGCUGCUCACCAUCCCGGCAGGCAGAGAUUUGUUUCCUGGAGUAGAGUCUCUGAACGUCUCCGUCGCUACUGGGAUCCUGCUGCACACACUGCUCUUCUCCAGGAAGUCGACCACAUGACCACACCAGAGACGUCUAUCCAUAUACUGCUGCUGACCUUUGAGGGUCACAUGGUCUCAAAUCAAAUGCAGUACUCUGCAAAUGCUUUAGGGACUGAAAGUAAUGUCAAAACAGUAAAGACAGCAGACUUUCGGAAACAAAGUCAAAAAUAAUCUGAGGCCAUAAGAGCUGUGUGUGUGCACGGAGACCUGAGCUUGUGUACUGUGCUGUGAAGCUCGAUAUCUGUGGUUUUAUGUGCAAUUAUAGAUUAAUUCUAGAUUUGUCUGCAUAUCAUCAUCUCUCCUUUUCCUUCCAUGUUACUCCCCUUGUCUCCGAAAUUUUACGUCAUAUAACAAUAUUUUGAAUUGUCAAACUGAAAAAUAUCAUUAUACUUGUUGGAUAGGCUAUCAUUUAUAAAAAUCCUACUCCCCAUUAAGUAGGAUGGGAUGUUGCCACAGUUCUAUGGAUUCUAUAUGUCUCAGUGUCCCCUGUCUCUUUAUGUAAAACAGACUGACUCCAUGAUGAUGAGACCAGGAGUCUCUGCUGCAGGACUCCAUGUCCUUAUUGUCUCUGAAGACAGUUCUUAUUGUCCCUGAUGGUGUUGUGUGAUGGAUACAUAUCUAAAGUGCCUAAAGCUUUUUCCCUGCUCUGUAUCAGCCUGUACUUUUACCAAAAAUACAAUGGAACUGAGACUUGGCCAUUAAUACACAGCAGAGUUGAAUAUUAAUCUGAUUGAAAUGUAACAUUUCUAUCAUGAGAAGUGGUUUAAGGGAGAAGACAAAUAUCUAAUAUCAUGAAGACCAACAAUGAAUUGAUCUUUUUAGAUAUAUUAUGUGUGUAUUCAGGAGAUUGAUAUUUAAAUGAUUCUGUGUAACUGGACGCAAUAAAAAUUCCAUGAACACACACACACAUACACACACACACACACCAAUAUACUUAUCUUGUUCUUGCAAUCACUGGAACAAAGUCUGUAUAUGUAUUUAAUUCCUGUGGGCUGUGUUGUGACUGUAUUUUGUAAAGUAUUACUCAGGUGCUGCAUAGCUGGAGCAGUCUGCUUCUCGUGUGCAUUCACAAACCUGGAGACAAAGCUUGUUGGCUCAGAAGCAGGAGCUCAUCCAGAGGGGGGUUCGUUUCCAAAUUUGGACCCCAAGAGAAAUUGAACAGACAUACGAGACAUUCAUCACAAUAGUUUCAAGUUUCAAGUUUUAUGAGGUGUUUUACAAGAAGAAACCGCUCAGCUCAGCAGUACAAUGUAACAUUAAAAUAAAACAAGGUAUAGAAAGAGCUUUCUGUAAAUAAGUCACCUACAAUACAGAACUAGAAUUACAUACAAGGUGCAGCGUGGCAUUCGUUUUAAAUGAAUAAAUAACUUUGGCUGAAUGGAGUUGGUGUGAAUAGUAAUUGCAUGUGUGUGAAUCGGUUGUUUUACAUUCUCCAAAUGAAGUGUAAACAGGCAGGAGAACAGAUGUGCAGAGGAAUAAAGUGCAGGAAACCAGAUGUGCAU
This is a messenger RNA of Platichthys flesus (European flounder), 2838 nucleotides long. It is a transcript of the gene mrm1, whose product is annotated as mitochondrial rRNA methyltransferase 1 homolog (S. cerevisiae). Gene Ontology annotation, cellular component: mitochondrion. Gene Ontology annotation, molecular function: RNA binding; RNA methyltransferase activity. The record is from RefSeq and is a predicted model, not a curated record. Bases 219 to 1355 code for a protein of 378 amino acids. Gene Ontology annotation, biological process: rRNA methylation. NCBI's taxonomy places the organism in Eukaryota, Metazoa, Chordata, Actinopteri, Pleuronectiformes, Pleuronectidae. The transcript has a single exon.